Molecule: messenger RNA, 833 nt
Organism: Prunus dulcis (almond)
Lineage: Eukaryota; Viridiplantae; Streptophyta; Magnoliopsida; Rosales; Rosaceae
Exons: 2
Coding region: 219-560 (113 amino acids)
Source: RefSeq, a predicted model, not a curated record
GAAAAAUACCAAUAUCUUGUCCCCUUCCCUAUAUAUUAAGGUUUCUUAUCCUUCUCCUUCCUUGUAAAAGAUUCCCUUUUCCUUUAAGCCUCUCCAAAAUCCUCACAACUUAUAUGCAGCCAAAAAAUUCAACCAAAAAAUAUAUAUCAGUUCUUCCCAACACUGUUGUUCUUCUCCUCUCAAAACAAUAGCACUCACUGUUCCCCUCUUAUAUUUUCAUGGCUGCAGAACCCUGCUCAUCAACCUCCUCCUCCUCCUCCUCAAGCCUCAGAAUCACAGUUGAAAGAAACCCUUCUGAAUCUCGCCUCUCCCAACUGGACAUCAAGUGCUGGCCCAAAUGGGGCUGCUCCCCAGGGAGGUACCAGCUGAAGUUUGAUGCAGAGGAGACAUGUUAUUUGUUGAAGGGAAGAGUGAAGGCAUAUCCAAAAGGGUCAUCAGAAUCUGUGGAGUUUGGGGCUGGAGACCUUGUCACCAUCCCAAAGGGACUGAGUUGCACUUGGGAUGUAUCUGUGGCCGUUGAUAAACACUACAAAUUCGAAUCAUCAUCAUCUUCUUCUUAGUAUCAUCAGAUCAUUGCCUUCUUUUACUGAUUGAUUAGCUUCCCUUACCUCAAGUUAAUUCUUUAUAAUUUAUUCAUAAUUUUUAGGGCUUUUUUGAUUUUUUUGAUUUUUUUUUUUUUGGUUGAUUAUGUUUUAGGGUAGUGAAUUUAGUGAUCGAUCUUCUUCUAGGAGUAGUCAAAGAAAGGAAAACAAUUAGUCAAUGCAUGUCCCCUUUGGAAGUAAUCCUCUUUUACGUAUUGAUAUUAGCUUUUAAUGUUCCUUUGACUGGUCAAA